UUGAGAAGGACCGAGAAAGCACCGCGCGGUCCAUUCAAAAUGGCGGCGAAAAGUUUUAUAUUAAUUUUGUUCGUAGUUUUCUGCAGUGGGGUCCAAAGUGCGAGUUUGCUAGAAAGAUCUUAUGAUUUUGUAAUGGGGUUAGGGAAGAAUUUGGCGCCGAGUUUUCUGUCUAUUUUGGACUGUUUGGGGGAAGAUGAUGCCUGGAAUUGCGCGAAAAUGAAGGCGGGAAAAAUGUUGGACUCUUGGGAUGAAGAGGUUGAUAAGCAAAGGAAAAGUUGGCAAGCGGCAGCAGACGCCGAAGCCAACUCCUCAGGCCGUUCCAUGGAGGAACUGCCCUCCAAGCUCGGAAAAGAGGUGGAGGAUUCACUAACAUCCUUAGCGGAUAUUGUCCAGCAUGGCGUCGCUAGAGCAAUGUCCAGAAAGCACCACGAAGGCGGCGGUAUCGACUCCAUCACCAUCUCAACUGGCGGUCAGGACAAGAAGAAGAAAAUGAAGAAGAAGAAGCAGAAGCCACCGAAGAUCCAUCUGGUUCAUCCAAUGAUGAUGCCCAUGAAAGAGAUGGAACCACCCACAGGUCGGGCAUUCGGUCGCACGCAAUCCUGGGUGAUCGGAGAGAACAGCACCCGGAAAGCCCGGGGGCUGAUGGAGGAAUUCCUCAGCAUGGGGGACAAGGCCCUGGAUGCCGUGGCUGAGCAUGCCGUCAAGAGCGAUGAGGUUGAAGACGGGGUGGCUGAUAAGAGCGGUGUCGAAGAGCAAAGAGGCAAAAAGAAGAAGAAGAAGAAGGCUAUCCUGAAGCUGCUGAUCCUCGGAGCUGUUCUGAAGGCGAAGAUCGGAACUCUGCUGCAGAUCCUGUCUUUCAAGCUGCAGGUUAAAUUCUUCAUCCUGGCUCUGAUCGGUCUGGGUAUCAACCUGGCUCGCUUCUGGAUCGACGUGAAGAAACAGCACCAGCCUCCGCAGAAGGUGAUAUACUACGAGCACGCGCAACACCAGCAUCACUACGAUCACGAGGAGGAGUCUCCCGGCUGGGGCCCUUGGUCGCGCAGCAUGGACCCCGCUGAGGACUCCGAUUUAGAAGACAUCACCUCCAACAGUCCCUACAGAGCUCACGAGAAGCCAGCGACGUAUAUCCGGCCUCUUCUAACCCGGGUGUAGUUGUAUGCCUCUCUCCCUCUAGUCCCAGUAGAUUCGUUGUUCGGUAACUUUCGGUAUAUUCCUACGGGGUUUUACUGCAAUAUUCUGCCAAUAGAGUGCAGCACUGACACGAUAAACACCAAACAUAUUGACUGAUACAAACUGUCUAACUUGACAAAAGUCUGUCCUAUUAAAAUCACUGCUAACUUAGCUUGGUCUGACUUAAAUAUAGUAUAGUAUAAUUUAUUUUUAUUUCAUCAUAAAUUCCAACAAAAUUCUGAUAAUUUGUUCAUGUACUCAUGAAUCAUAAGAACCUACUUAAGUCUGAUAGAAAGAACCAUAGUUUUUUUUUAUCAAUUGCCCCCUCAUUCCCUAUUGUCCCCACCAGGUACAGAUGGGAACAAGAGCUAUUUAUAUGAAUACCCAUUUGUCCCCACCUCAUUAUACGCCGUGGGGAUUUUGGGACAGGGAUAUACCGAACACUCUUGUUUAAUAUGUUUGGGAUAUUUCGUCUCUCGGAUAAUACUGUUCGUUAUUAUCCUUCUGUCGAAAUUACCCCAAAAAAAUUAAUAAAAUAUGGUCAGUAACCAAAAACAACAGAAAUACUGAGAUUACAGGUCUAUCUACAGUCACUUUAGGUUUAAGUUAUGUCUACCGUACCUAAAAUAGGGUAAUUUAUUUAUAAUAAUAACGGUUUAUCAUCAUUUUUAGGUAUAACAUUCAAGUUCACCAAAAACACGUUUUAUAUUUGUAGAUUAUAUGUAUCAUAAUACAUAUCAAAUGAGAAUUGUGCUUUAAAGUUGUAUGUCAAUUUGACGUUUACUUGAUUACGUUUUUUGUUUAAAUCGAAUGAAGUGAUGUAUGUUUUUUUCCCUAAUAAAAUUGCUAUCCGUUGACAUACCAAGGUCUUACGUACGAUCUUGCCUCAUGUACUUUUUUU
Leguminivora glycinivorella is the source of this 2071-nucleotide messenger RNA. RefSeq lists its product as uncharacterized. NCBI's taxonomy places the organism in Eukaryota, Metazoa, Arthropoda, Insecta, Lepidoptera, Tortricidae. The transcript is spliced from 8 exons. Bases 40 to 1152 code for a protein of 370 amino acids. The record is from RefSeq and is a predicted model, not a curated record.